Musa acuminata AAA Group (dessert banana) is the source of this 1097-nucleotide messenger RNA. RefSeq names its product small polypeptide DEVIL 19-like. The record is from RefSeq and is a predicted model, not a curated record. Gene Ontology annotation, biological process: negative regulation of cell population proliferation. NCBI's taxonomy places the organism in Eukaryota, Viridiplantae, Streptophyta, Magnoliopsida, Zingiberales, Musaceae. The transcript has a single exon. The coding region runs from base 296 to 472 and encodes 58 amino acids.
AAGCCCCACUCUGAACACCACCAGUCUAGUUUAAUCACAUCACCAUGUCUCCAUUCAACACUGAGCUCCCCACGUUACCAGGCUGACCAUGUUCACCCCCCCUUCUUCUUCGUCACGUUUCAUUACCUGAAUGAAUCCCCCCAUGCAUCCGGUUUGACUUCGUAUAAAUGCCCAUGGGGGAUCUGUGCAGGAUGAGGUCUCGGGGUCACUUUUGUGCCUGCGGCCAUGGCCUAAGCCUCAUCGUAUAGAGAGAGAGAGAGAGAGAGAGGAACAACGGUGUCAGUGUCUCACUCACAUGUCUGUAUCAGCCAUGGCUGAGAGCAGGAAGUGCGCCGUUGCCCGGCCGAGGAAGGCGAGGAGGGGAAUCACCGGCAGGUGCGCGGCGCUCGUGAAGGAGCAGCGGGCCAGGAUCUACAUCUUGCGCCGCUGCGCCACCAUGCUGCUCUGCUGGUAUAUCCAUGGAGAUGACUGAACUAAAAGCUGGGGACUUGCAUGGCGCAGCCUGCAGUCCUCAUGCAGUGUAGCAUCCAUUGUUUUGCUAUCUUCCACUACUGCUGCUCUUGGCCCUGGUUAUAUCUACUGGACACCACCAGAUGCUACUACUUCCUCUUCUUCUUCUUCUUCUUCUUUGAACAUGUUUUGCACCAUGGUCUUUAGGCAUGGUUUUUGAAUCUCCUUCUUCUUCUUCCUCUUCUGUUCCACCACCACCUCCUCCUCCUUCUUCAUCUUUUUUGUCCAUUCCAUGGUCAUUCUCUUUCUUUUUUUCCAGUUGCACAGUUCAUGGGACUGGGUGUAGCUGCACCAUCAGCAGUGUGGGGAGGACUGGAUGCAUCAUGGCUGGUGUUGCUAGUGAUUGCAGUCUUGAGAAGGCCUAAUUGGAUGAUCUACUGCUCUUUUCCUUCUUUUUUGUAUCAGCUCUCGUGGUUUUGAGAUGGACCAAAGAGGCUUCAUGUAUCAUAUACAACUACUGCUGCUGAUAUUUAUGUGAACUACUUAGCAAUGGGAUUAACAAUAACUCUAUGUAAUGAGUUCCAUUGCCUGUGUUGAACAUUUACAGUCAAUAUUAAUGUCAUUCAAUAAAUUAGGUGGGCAUUUAA